CGGAUGGUGACCUCCUCCCUGGCCAGUUGCCUCCACUUCGUUCCUCCUCAAACCCUUGGUACCGGAGCGCGCGAGAAUGGAUGAAACCGUUGCACUCUCCUAUUGGGAUUACGCUAAUUUUCUCCUCCUUCGUCCCUUUGCCGCUCUUCUCUUCACCCUCUCCCUACUCUUCUUCGGAUGGUUUUUGGCAUGGAAGCUGGUGCUGGUUCAUGUGCCUCUGGUGCAGGAGAUCUUUGGCCUCAGGAAGAAGCCUGUCAAGCCAAAGCCUGCUAGCAGAAGAAGAAUUACUCAAUUUUACAAUAGAAUGAAUCCCCAACAUCUCUCCUAGAAUGUUUCAAGAAAUUGAUGACGAUGUUGGGUUUUGAUGGUAGUGCUCUGAAGAGAACUAUUGGGUGUGGCUACAUUGGGGAAGCUAUGGAGUAUUAUAUAAAUCAAUUCAUUCUGUAAAUAGUAUUGAACGAAAACCCUGUAUCAAUAUACAUAGGAUUAUGAUAAUCUAUAUGUGCAAAAAGAAGAAGAAGAUAUCCUUGAUGAAGCCAUCGUUAAGUUAAACAGUUCUGUAAUUCAUUUGGAUAUUUGAAGAAUUUGGGUUUGUUGGUAUUACUAUUAUCAUAUUCAAUUUGAUUGAUGAAAAUAUAUAUCUGGAUAUUUAAUAUUUA
Messenger RNA from Andrographis paniculata, 659 nucleotides. RefSeq lists its product as uncharacterized. The transcript is spliced from 3 exons. Lineage: Eukaryota; Viridiplantae; Streptophyta; Magnoliopsida; Lamiales; Acanthaceae. The coding region runs from base 77 to 328 and encodes 83 amino acids. The record is from RefSeq and is a predicted model, not a curated record.